AUGAGUCGUACCAGAGGCGGCAGGGCAACCCCUGAGAUAAAUACGUCAAGGCUACAAGCCAUCCUCCUGAUCUCAGUCAAAGAUGCGACAUCUGAAGUAUCGAUCUCCGCAUCAGACUCUGAUCAACCUUUUCUGAUCACUUUCUCUAUACGCCAAAAAUGGAGCGCCAAUCCUACUCAACCCCUCACCAUUAGCACAUGGCGUACUCCUCUCGACACUAGCCCCGAGUUAAAAUUCGGUGGUGGAAGCGUGCGGAGGCAUCUCCGCAUGCUCUCGAUCACUGAGCCUCGCCGGAGCCUCUCAGUAGGACCACUACCUAGGCACCUCCGCAUUCACUGGGCGGAUCCAUAUCCGGCGGACAACUGGCGUGACCUUAUGGGCUUCGUCACUAUCCCGUCAUAUGCUAGUGGUGAAGAGCUAUUAGUGACCCGCACGCUCGAGCGUGAGGACUUAUUCUCUAAGACGUGGGCGGGUACUUACAACAUCCCACGGCCAGGCGAAGAGUUCGAGCUAGGCUUGGACUCGGAUUUUUAUGUUGAAUGGUGGAAUUGGGGUGAUCUGGAGGGCGACCUGAAAGACAAGAAGUUCGUGGUCCUGCCUAACCCGAAAUACAGCGACAGAGAUGAUCCUCCUCCUCCUGAUCCAUAUCUGUUACCGUAUGCCUGCUGGGAUGAUUUUGAGGAUGAUGAGGGCAGGGAGAUGAUCUAUUUGCAAAUUGACCAGUCGGAGGAAACAAAGCGCGUCAAAUUUGUUGAUUGA
Amorphotheca resinae ATCC 22711 is the source of this 759-nucleotide messenger RNA. RefSeq lists its product as hypothetical. NCBI's taxonomy places the organism in Eukaryota, Fungi, Ascomycota, Leotiomycetes, Helotiales, Amorphothecaceae. The transcript is spliced from 2 exons. Bases 1 to 759 code for a protein of 252 amino acids. The record is from RefSeq and is a predicted model, not a curated record.